AUGAAGUUUCCAACUGCCUUGACGCUAGCGUUAGUCGCAACAUGCGAUGCUCUCAAAGUGACCAUCCUCGCAGAUACCAACCGCGACGGAAAAGUCGACAAGAAAGACCUCGAUGGAAAAUCUUCAUGGACCGCUACUCGAGGCGCCUUGAUCUUGCCGAACAUUGGCGACACUGGCCUUCGUUGUGCUAAGAAAUGGGGACCCAGCGUCGACAUCAUCCCGAGUAAUGAGACUUAUUUGGACUUGUGCAACGAUGCCACAGAUGACAUCCAACGCAACCCAAAAUAUCUUGCGCCGCUCAAAACCCUUCCUAUAUCCGGAUUGAGUCCUUCUGCCAACGGAUCUAUUCAAGUUACCGAUAAAGCAGCCGCUGCAAAAGUCCGUGUCUUCACAAAGAAGAGCAACAAGUGGACCUACGUAUCAGGCGAUUAUGUGUUCUCGGCCAAGGAGCUUUCAUCAGGCCUCGAACUGGGGAUUGAUGCACGCGAUGUCCGACGCCCCAAGGGCUGGGAUGGCAAUGCAAAGAUACAGUUCACAGUCACUGAUGGGAAGAUAAAAGCAACCGACAUUGUCGCUGUGCGAGUUGCCCCUGUCUUGACGCAUCACCACGGGCAGGUGGCUCAGCGCAUCUUCUCAACGGGUGUGAACGAGCCUGGCUCCAAUCCUCAGCAGGAGCAGUUUGUAAAUGAUAUCAAGCGCAACGUCACCACUUCCGGUAUCAAAGACCCAAUCUUCCUUUUCGACAACCAAGAUAUUUGGACACAAGACUUUUUUGAACCCGGCUACUGCAGCAUGCCUGGCCCCAAUGGCCCGGUUACUAUCCGAAUUAUGAUCAGAUCAGUCCAGAGCUCUCGUCGAUCUGGUCGCGACGCGUUCCAUGAGCUUCGAAGCGACAAGGUUGGCGCAGUGCAACAUCCAGGUGACGGCGAUACUAUCGACUCCACUGGAAACCUGGAGACUAUUCCACCCUACAAGUACAAUGAGAAGUCAUUCCCUCAAGGCAGAACGAUCAUGGGCGCUUGGGACGGAAGAGCUCCUCUCAUGGUUGACUUUCUCAAGGCCCAAGAGGUUCAAGACCCUCUUAUUCUCGACACAAGCUGGUUGUACGUUGGCCAUGUUGACGAGUUUCUCCAAUUUUUGCCUGCCUACAAUGAGCGUGGAUGGAUCCUUAUGGUCGCAGAUCCGCUCAAGGGCCUUGAUCUACUGAGUAAGGCGUCCAAGGCUGGUCAUGGAAGUGUCAAGGCUGUUUCCCGUUCGCUUCGAGUGGAGGAGAAGAAGCAGGAGCUGUGUCUUCCAGCGCAGACUAUUCAAGAGGCCCUCAAGUUCAAGGACUUUGACGCCAUCCAGAAGAACUCAGCUCAGCGCAUUGAAGCCAAUCUCAACAUCCUCAAACGAGAAACUGGGAUCACGGACAAGGACAUCUUCCGAGUUCCCAUGCUAUUCUACUAUGCUGAGUCGGACAGCUGGUUGUGUCCUGGCCAGAAGCCAUCAGACUCAAAUGCGGAGGACGACUCCUCCAAAACACCCCAAAAGACGUCAGGCAAGACCGGCAUCACGAUGAAAGGCGCCAUGGGACCCGUUCACAAGGCAAAGUCGAUCGUGGAGGCAGGUACCCCAAAGAACUCAUUGCAGCGACGAGCGGUUGAUACAGCUAGCCAAGUUCUAGCUCUCUGGCCGGGUACAGUCAACGGCCUGGUUCUGCCAGACCAAAAGGUCCUUGUACCUAAGCCCUGGGGUCCAGUGAUCAAAAAGCAGGAUAUCUUUGCGAAUGCAGUAUCUGAGGUGUAUGCCAGUGCUGGGUAUAAUAUUACUUAUCAGGAUGAUUGGUUCUCUCAUUUCAAGGGGCAAGGAGACGUUCAUUGUGGCAGCAACUCCUGGAGGGCAGUAAACAUCAAGUUUUAG
Messenger RNA from Fusarium musae, 1902 nucleotides. RefSeq lists its product as uncharacterized. Gene Ontology annotation, cellular component: cytoplasm. NCBI's taxonomy places the organism in Eukaryota, Fungi, Ascomycota, Sordariomycetes, Hypocreales, Nectriaceae. The transcript has 2 exons. The record is from RefSeq and is a predicted model, not a curated record. The coding region runs from base 1 to 1902 and encodes 633 amino acids. Gene Ontology annotation, molecular function: calcium ion binding; protein-arginine deiminase activity.